Molecule: messenger RNA, 2831 nt
Organism: Ylistrum balloti
Lineage: Eukaryota; Metazoa; Mollusca; Bivalvia; Pectinida; Pectinidae
Product: programmed cell death protein 10-like
Exons: 8
Coding region: 137-781 (214 amino acids)
Biological process (GO): regulation of Golgi organization; positive regulation of MAP kinase activity
Cellular component (GO): Golgi apparatus; FAR/SIP/STRIPAK complex
Molecular function (GO): protein kinase binding
Source: RefSeq, a predicted model, not a curated record
AUCGCGGACAGUUUGGAGUGACAGUGACAACUGAAUGGUUCAUAGUACAACCAUGUAACCAGCCAAUUAUCAACCUUCUGAGUUUUUAUGUCAUAUGAAGUCUUCAUUUUCUGAUCACUGAGCACGAGAACCGAUUAUGACAAUGGGGGACAGCAACAAAGCCCUGUAUGCCAAAAUGAUUGUGGAUGUGGUUAUUGGACCAGUCUUGGAAAGGCUCGAAAAGAAAGACAUUUCUGUUGCCCAAACCUUAAGAGCAGCUUUUGCAAAGUGUGACAAUGCACUGCCAGGUUUUACAUAUGAUUACAUGCGUGGGAUGCUACGGAAAGGUGACAUACAUGACCGAUUUGACAUGUGUGCCACACUCCUGUACCUAGGAGGCUCUCAGGAUUCUGAGGAACUGAAGAUUAACCGCCCGGAGCAAACAUUCCAGGAGCUUAGUAAAUGUGCCACAGCCUUGAAGAAAAUCCUCAGUCGCAUUCCAGAGCAAAUCUAUAACAGGAAACAGUUCCUGGAGACCAUAAAAGAAAUAGCAAGUGCUAUAAAGCGUUUACUGGACGCUGUGAACCGUGUGAUAGCAGAAGUGCCCUCCACAGAUAAUGGGAGUAAACAGAUUCUGGAAGAAAGAAAAAAAGAAUUUGUAAGAUAUUCCAAGAGGUUCAGCAACACUUUAAAAGAUUUCUUCAGGGACAAUAACCAAAAUCAAAGUGUCUUCAUCAGUGCCAACUACCUGAUAUAUCAGACCAAUGUCAUCCUUCGAUGUGUCAAGAAUGAAUGCUGUUGACAACCAUGUUUUUCCUGUGGAAAAUGAAACUUACAGAAAUCAUUGUGUUGAAUAAAUAGAAAAUGAAACUUACGGAAAUCACUGACAAAUGUAUAGAAAUGGAAUUUGUAGAGAUGACUGUGUUAAAUGUAUGGAAAAUGAAAGUCUUCUGACAACCACUGAUCAACAGACUAAUUUCAUUUGUAGAUGGAGCUUUUUUAUAUUGUGUCAUAUCAUUCUCAACUGACAUCAGUAAACUAAUGUUCUUAUUGCACAUGGAAUUGGAACAAAAGUGUCCGAAUGAAGUUGAGAGUUUCAUUAAAUUUUUUUAGGUCUCCAUGGAAUUUCAUUUACAAUGUGCUCGUGCUUCUUCGUUCACACUUUACAAAAAGUAGACAUUGGAGAGUCUUACAGCCUUAUGUAUAUUUUGUUUUCACAUAAAUCCCUGAACGCUUGUAGAGGAGACUGGUUAAAUUAACAGGGAAUGAAAACAUUUUGUGAAUUAAACAGGAUUGCCAUGGGUUCAGAUGUUUAUAGCAAUUUGUUACAAAAUCAUUCCAUGUACUUAAGUAUUUGUCCAAACUUGCACAUGUGCAACCUUUUGUUUCAUGUUGGUGAUGGUGCACAAGCCAAUACAGUUAAACAUGUUGAGAAACCACUCCUUUGUUACUGCAUUAGAACCUUUUAGAGAAAUUAGUCUUGUGUCACUACAGUAGAACCUGUCUUGAGAGACCACCCUUCAGUUACUACAGUAGAACCUGUCUUGAGAGACCAACCCUCCUGUCAUUUAAGUAGAAUCUGUCUUAUGAGACCACUUCUAUGCCAACAGAGUAGAACCUGUCUUGAGAGACCACUUCUAUUCCAACAGAGUAGAACCUGUCUUGAGAGACCACCCCUCCUGUCAAGUAGAAUCUGUCUUAUGAGACCACUUUUAUACCAAUACAGUAGAACCUGUUUUGAUAGACCACUCUUCUGUCAGUGCAGUAGAACCUAUUUUUAGAGACGAUCUCUCUAUCUGCAGUAGAUCCUGCCAUUUUUGAUGUACCCUUUUUCUAUCACUUGACUGGACUGGAACACUUCAACAUCACAGAUUAUUUUCAAAGUUGAGAGAUUUUGUUUGAAUUACACUCUGCCAAAAAUAUGAGUGGUCUUCAAAGGUUGAAUAUAUUCUCUACUCAUGACAAUUUACUUAACGAGUCUUUUAAAAUAAGGGAUAUAAAAUCAUUGUUUCUUGUAUGGAGAGGAAGGGAUGAUUUAGGAAGGUUUUAAUAUAAUAAGGAAUAUAAAUACAUGUAUGUGUUUGUGAAGUUGGGUAUUAUGUGAAAUUAAAUUUUAUGAAUAAUUAAAUAUAAAUUGUGAAUAUUUGAUGAGCAGAGUAGGUGAAGAACAUAUGUAUAUAGCUUUGUAAAAAAAAGUCCUUAUUAAACAGGAUUCCAUAAUUAUAUCUGUAUUAGAUACAAGUGUAUAAAUUAUACUGUAUUAGAAACAGGUAUAUGAUGACUUGUUCAAAGUAACCAACAUUUGUAUGUCUCAGAAAAUGUUUUGUCUGGUCUCAUACAUCAAAACGUUUUGUCAGGUCUCGUACAUAAACAGCAGAUGUUACUUUGUGGUUUAAACUGUUUGAUCAUAGGAAUGUUUGACAUGAAAAGAAAAGACACAAGUUGAAGUGUAUAGAAUACCAUUAGUGAUGUGUGGAUCAUCUUCCACAGAAUAUUUAUGACUUUAAUGGAAGUUUUUAGUUUAAAUGUAUCCAUACAUACAUGUAUAUAAAUACUUCUGUCUUGUUUGUAUAUGAUUUACCAGGAUCAAGCAGAAACUCUAAAAAAAAGAGAAUUUGAAAUAAUUUUCAUUAUAUUUCUUUACAACUUAUAAGCUUUGAAAUUUUGGUGACACUUUGACUUCUAAAGGUUUGGUUGUUACCUGUGAAAUGCCUACAAAUGGUCUAGUACUUCAUGCUUUUGUUAAAUCACAUGUUGUUAUUAGCUGAUAUGGAUUACCAAGCACAUGUUGUACCAAACUUUAGGUAUUUCCUACUAUGCAUGUAAUAUAUAAAGUGUAUCCUGAAAUUUUA